ACUAUUGAAACACAUGUUGAUUCGCAAAGAAAUGCUACAGUUUCAACAUACAUUUCACUGUCGUUUUCAAGGGAACUACAGGAACUUCUUACAAUGGAGAACCCAAUUUUUCAAAUGAAUUUCGAUCAGCAAUGUUCAAAGAUAGAAAACACAAGCCAACCAGCAAGCUAAUAUCAACUAAAACACUUGCGAAAAUUUGUUCUGAGCUGCAAAUAAAGCUGCAAGAGGAAAGACAAAAGGCCUCACAGCAGAUGCAAAUGUUGGAACUUGAGAUCUCCUGUCUGCGUGGCCAGCUGGGCGAGAGGGACCAGAUGUUGACCCAAUACAAAAGCCAGCAAGCGAACAUGACCCUGGAACACCAGCGGCAAUGGAAGGACCUCAUUGAAAAGCUUGACCAUUUCAACUCAGAACUGGAACUCAGAAUGAUGCAGGAAGGGACUGUUCCAGAAAAUUUUCGAACGGCACAACUCUACGAGCAGAUGACGGUUCUCACUGUUUUUGAGGAUGUAGUAGAGGAUUUCAAGAGGGCCUUCGUUAGAGAUCAAAACCUGCUGCCCAUGCAUCUCUUUAAUACAGUAGCGAGGUUGUCGCCACACUUGUACAUUGUGGGUGUUCAGAGCCUUCAGUCUCAGUUGAUGUCACUGAUCCAAGAAGUCAAGAAACAGUCCAGCAAAUAAGACAUGGCCUCAAAGACCAUCGAUAAGAAAUCUGCCAGGAUAAGAAUGCUGGAGAAGGAUAUGGAAUCCAAAGAGCAGGAGUGGAGGCAGAAAUACAAGGCACUGUGUAACCAUAGAUGAUUAUAGUAAUCUGUAGGCAAAUCUUGCCAUUUCUGAGGACACUUUAAACAAGGAGCGAAAUGAGUUUGCAAAAAGGAAUUGUUUCUGCUGUUUCUGCUUGUUUGUUGAUUGGUUUUAAACCUAUUUAUUUUAGCUCGAUUGAACUGAAAGCCUAAGGCAUAGGGGAACGCUCUCAAUUUCAGGCCCUCUUGUCAUGUUCUUUAUUUUAGCGCCAUACUUACCAUUAAAGGGACUGUCAACCAUGACGACGAAGAAAAGAAAAGUUUUUAAAUACCGUAUUUUUUACAAUUAUUAGUUUAUAUUGAUUAAAAUAUCACGACUGGUAUAGUACAUUACUUUUAAAAAGUUUUUUUAUUUUCAGUAUAUUCGGUAAUAAAUUUUACUGGGUAUGUCUACCAGGUAACUACCAGUUAACUAUAAAUAACGCCAGUAAAUUGAUCAUCAUCGUCACUUGGUAAACCCAGGAAUGCAAAUUGUGCAUGCGUAGUGAAUUGUAUAUAUUUUAUAUAUAAAAUGAUCAAUCAACCUGCGUUUUUUAUUGUGUGUGUGUGUGUGUGUGUAUAUCGUUAUGUCACCUAUUUUCGCGAUGUACUUUCAAUUUCACAUCGCGAAAUUUUAUUACCGAAUAUACUGAAAAUAUGAACGUUUUUUUAAGUAAUGUAAUAUACCAGUCGUGAAAUUUUUAUCAAUAUAAACUAAUAAUUGUGAAAAAAAUACGGUAUUUUAGAGAUUUUCUUUUUCCGUCAUUUAUGGUUGACAGUCCCUUUAAGCUCCCUUUUUCAUUCAAAUACAAAAAGCAAGCCGUAACUUAAACUGAUUGUAAGAUCUUUUGCCAAUUGUUUUUUCAAAAUGUUUCUUUUUGAAUAUUAAAUGUACUAUAACAAUUAUGAAUACCGUGCUUUAUCAUUUAUUACGCACAACCAUGUAUAACGUGCACCCAAUUUUUAGCUCACCUGAGCACAAUUUGCUCAUGGUGAGCUUUUGUGAUCGGCUUAUGUCCGUCGUCCGUCGUGCGGCGUCAACAUUUGCCUUGUUAAUACUAUAGAGGCCAUAUUUAUUGUCGAAUCUUCAUGAAAUUUGAUCUUAAAGACAUCUUGGAUGAGUUCGAAAAUGGUUAUGUUUGCUUGAAAAACAUGGCUGCCAAGGGGCGAGGCAUUUUUUCCUUAUAUGGCUAUAGAAAAACCUUAUUAACACUCUAGAGGCCACAUUUAUUGAAACUUGGUCAGAAGAUUCUACCCAAUUAUAUCUUGGACGAGUUUGAAAAUGGUUUGGGUUGGUUGAAAAACAUGGCCACCAGGGGGCGGGGCAUUUUUCCUUAUAGGGCUAUAGUAAAACCUUGUUAACACUCUAGAGGCCACAUUUAUUUUCCGAUCAUCAUGAAACUUGGUCAGAAGAUUUGUCCCAAUGAUAUCUUGGAAAAGUUGAAAAAUGGUUUGGGUUGCUUUAAAAACAUGGCCAAUAGGGGGCGGGGCAUUUUGCCUUAUAUGGCUAUAACUGGCUUUAGUAAAACCUUGUUAACACUCUAGAGGCCACAUUAAUUUUUUGAAAUUGGUCAGAAGAUUUUUCCAAAUGAUAUCUUAAUUAAGUUUAAAAAUGGUAUCGGUUGGUUGAAAAACAUGGCCGCCAUUUAUUUUCCGAUCUUCGUGAAACUUGGUUAGACGAUUGGUCACAAGGAUAUUUUGGAUGAGUUCGAAAAUGGUUACGUUUGCUUCAAAAACAUGGCUGCCAAGGGGCAUUUUUCAUUAUAUGGCUUUAUAUAUGGCUUUAGUAAAACCUAGUUAACACUCUAGAGGCUAUAUUUAUUGUCCAAUCUUCAUGAAAUCUUCAGAGGAUUGGUCUCAAUAAUAUUUUGGAUGAGUUCGAAAAUGGUUACGUUUACUUGAAAAACAUGGCUGCCAAGGGGCUAUAAUAAAACCUUUUAAGCACUCUAGAGGCCACAUUUAUUGUCCAAUCUUCAUGAAACUUGGUCAGAAGAUUUGUCCUACUGAUAUUUUGGAUAAGUUUGAAAAGGAUUCCGGUUGGUUGAAAAACAUGUCCGCCAAGGGGGCGGGGUAUUUUUCCUUAUAUGGCUUUAGUAAAACCUUGUUUACACUCUAGAGGUCACAUUUAUUUUCCGAUCAUCAUGAAACUUGGUCUGGAGAUUUAUCCCUAUGAUAUCUUGGACAAGUUCGAAAAUAUGUGUUUCCAGUUGUUUUAAAAACAUGGCCACCAGGGGGCGUAGCAUUCUUCCUUAUAUGGCUAUAUAUGGCUUUCGAAAUUUCUAUAGUGGCCACAUUUAUUGUUCCACUUCAUGAAACUUGGUCAGAAGAUUCAUCCUAAUUAUAUCUUGGAUGAGUUUGAAAAUGGUUCGGGUUGGUUGAAAAACAUGUACACCAGGGGGCGGGGCAUUUUUCUCUCUUGCUGCCACAUUUAUUGUCCGACCAUCAUGAAACUUGGUCACAAGAUUUGUCCCAAUGAUAUCUUAGAUGAGUUAAAAAAUAGUUUUGGUUGGUUGAAAAACAUAGGCACAAGUGGGCGUUGCAUUUUAAGCUCACCUGAUUGCUCAGGUGAGCGUUUUGUGAUCGGUCUUUGUCCGUCGUCUGUCCGUCCAUUCGUCCACAUUUGUUCGUCAACACCAGAGGCCACAUUUCUUGUCCGAUCUUCAUGAAACUUUGUCAGAAGCUUUGUCUCAAUGAUAUCUCGGUCAAGUUCGAAACUGAGUCGUGCCGGGUCAAAAACUAGGUCACAAGGUAAAAAAAACAACAACAAAAAACUUGUAAACACUCUAGAGGCCACAUUUAUUGUCUGAUCUUAAUGAAACUUGGUCAGAAGCUUUGUCCCAAUGAUAUCUCGGUUCAUAUUGAAACUGGGUCAUGCCGGGUCAAAAACUAGGUCACUAGGUCAAAAAAAGAAAAACCUUGUAUACACUGUAGAAGUCACAUUUCAUGUCCAAUCUUCAUGUAACUUUGUCAAUAUGUUCGUCUUAAUGAUAUCUUGGUUGAGUUAAAAAGUGGUUCCGGUCCGUUGAAAAAAGAUGGUCGCCAAUGGGAGGGGCAGUUUCCUUAUUUGGCUCUUGAGGAACCUUGCAAACACUCUAGAGGCCACAUUUCUUGUCCGAUCUUCAUGAAACUUAGAAGAAUUGUCCCAAUGAUACCUCGGUAUAGUUCAAAACUGGGUCGUGCCGGGUCAAAAACUAGGUCACUAGGUCAACAAAAAGAAAAACCUUGUAAACACUGUAGAAGUCACAUUUCAUGCCAAAUCUCCAUGUAACUUCAUCAAAAUUUGUGUCUUAAUUAUAUGUUGGUUGAGUACAAAAGUGGUUCCGGUUCGUUUAAAAAACAUGGCCGCCAGUGGGAGGGGCAGUUUUCCUUAUUUGACUAUUGAGAAACCUUGUAUACAUUCUAGAGGUCACAUUUCUUAUCCGAUCUAAUUGAAAUUUGGUCAGAAGCUUUUGUCCCAAUGAUAUCUCGGUCGAGUUUGAAACUGGGUCAUGCCGGGUCAAAAACUAGGUUAAAAAAGAAAAACCUUGUAAACACUGUAAAAAUCAUAUUUCAUGCACAUUCUUCAUGUAACUUUGUAGAAAUGUUUGUCGAAAUGAUAUCUUGGUUGAGUUCAAAAGUGUUUCCGGUCCGUUGAAAAACAUGGCCGCCAGUAGGCGGGGCAGUUUUCCUUAUUUGGCUGUUGAGAAACCUUGUAAACACUCUAGAGGCCACAAUUCUUGUCCGAUCUUCAUAUGAAACUUAAAAGAUUUGUCCCAAAGAUACCUCGAUUGAGUUCGAAACUGGGUCAUGCUAGGUCGAAAACUAGGUCACUUGGUCAAAAAAAAGAAAACCUUGUAAACACUGUAGAAGUCACAUUUUAUGCCCAAUCUUCAUGUUACUUUGUGAAAAUGGUUGUCUUAAUGAUAUCUUGGUUGAGUUCAAAAGUGGUUCCGGUCCGUUGAAAAAUAUGGUUGCCAGUGGGCGGGGCAGUGUAACUUAUUUGGCUAUAGAGUAACCUUGUAAACAUUCUAGAUUGCACAUUUCUUGUCCGAUCUUAAUGAAACUUGGUCAGACGAUUUGUCCCAAUGAUACCUUGUAAACGCACUAGAGGCCAUAGUUUUGGUCCACUGAUGAUGGUACUUGACCAGGAUGUUUUUCUUGAUGAUAUCUAUGCAAAGUUUGACAUUGGUCAUGUGGGGUCAAAUUCUUGGUCAUGCGGUCCAAAUCUUACAAAAACAUUGUAAACACAUGUAGAAUUAGCAUUACUUGCAAAUGUUUGCAUGCAAAACCCCAUGCAAAUAGACAGUUCUCAAUCAGAAUUAAUCAUAUGCUCACGCUGCAAAAGUAAACAGAAGAGAACCAAUCUAAUAUGCUCUAGAGUACUGCAUUUUCAACUAAGCAAUGAAUAAGGCCUUGUAAAAAAAGUAAGCUAACCAGGGCCAUCUUGGCCCUCUUGUUCCUUAUAUGGCUAUAUGGCUAUAAUACAACCUUGUUAACACUCUAGAGGUCACAUUUAUUGUCUGAUCUUCAUGAAACUUGGUCUCAAGAAAUUAUCCCAAUGAUAUCUUGGACGAGUUGAAAAAUUGUUCCAGUUGGUUUUAAAAAUAUGGCCACCAGGGGGCGGGGCAUUUUUCCUUAUAUGGCUUUUCAAAGAACUUGUUAACACUCUUUAAGUCACAAUUUUUUACCAAUCUUCAUUAAACUUGGUCAGAGCACAAUGUGCUCAUGGUGAGCAUUUGUGAUCGCCUUUUGUGCGUCAUGGGUCGUGCGGCGUGCGGCGUUAAAAUUUGCCUUGUUAACACUCUAGAGGACACAUUUAUUGUCCAAUCUUCAUAAAAUUUAGUCAAAGGAUUGGUCUCAAUAAUAACUUGGAUGAGUUCCAAAAUGGUUACGUUUGCUUGAAAAACAUGGCUGCCAAGGGGAAGGGCAUUUUUCCUUAUAUGGCUUUGUAUGGCUAUAGUAAAAUCUUGUUAACACUCUAGAGGCCACAUUUAUUGUCCGAUCUGCAUGAAACGAGGUCAGAAGAUUCAUCCCAAUAAUAUAUUGGACAAGUUUAAAAAUGAUGCCGUUUAAUUGAAAAACAUGGCCGCCAGGGGGCGGGGCAUUUUUCCUUAAAUGGCUAUAGUAAAACCUUGUAAACACUCUAGAGUCUACAUUUAUUUUCCGAUCUUCAUGAAACUUCGUCUGAAGAUUUGUCUCAAUGAUAUCAUGGAUGAGUUCGAAAAUUGUUGCGUUUGCUUGAAAAACAUGGCUGCCAAUGCUUGGGGCAUUUUUCCUUAUAUGGCCAUAGUAAAAUCUUGUUAACACUUUAGGGGCCACAUUUAUUUCUGAUCUUCAUUAAACUUGGUAAGAAGAUUGAUCUCAACAAUAUCUUUGACGAGUUCAAAAAUGAUGCCAGUUGGUCGAAAAACAUCGCCGCCUGGGAGCGGGACAUUUUUCCUUAUAUGGCUUCGGUAAAACCUUAUUAACACUCUAGAGGCCACAUUUAUUUUCCGUUCUUCAUAAAACUUGGUGAGAAGUUUUGUCCCAAUGAUAUCUUGGAUGAGUUCGAAAAUGGUUUUGUUUGCUUUCAAAAUAUAGCCACUAAGGGGCUGGGCAUUUUUCCUUAUAUGGCUAUAUAUGGCUUUAGUAAAACAUUGUUAACACUCUAGAGGCCACAUUUAUUGUCAAAUCUUCAUGAAAUUUGGUCAGAAGAUUGGUCUGAAUAAUACCUUGGAUGAGUUCGAAAAUGUUUACGUUUGCUUGAAAAACAUGGCUGUCAAGGGGCGGGGCAUUUUUCCUUUAAUGGUCAUUUAUGGCUAUUGUAAAAUCUUGUUAACACUCUAGAGGCCACAUUUAUAGAAACUUGGUCAGAAGAUUUAUUCCGAUAAUAUGUUGGACGAGUUCAAAAAUGAUGCCGGUUGGUUGAAAAACAUUUCCGCCAGGGGGCGGAGCAUUUUUCCUUAUAUGGCAAUAGUAAAACCAUGUUAACACUCUAGAGGCCAUAUAUAUUUUCCGAUCUUUAUGAAACUUGGUCAAAAGAUUUGUCCCAAUGAUAUCUUGGAUGAGAUCGAAUAUGGUUUCGGUUGUUUUUAGAACAUGGCCACCAAGGGGCGGUGCAUUCUUCCUAAUAUGGCUAUAUAUUGCUUUAGUAAAACCUUAUUAAGACUCUAGAGGCCACAUUUAUUGUCUGAUCAUCAUGAAGGUUGGUCAGACGAUUUGUCCCAAUUAUAUCUUGGAUGAGUUCGAAAAUGGUUCUGGUUGGUGGAAAAACAUGGCCCCCAAGGGGAGUGGCAUUUUUGCUUAUAUAGCUAUAAUAAAACCUUGUUAACACUCUAGAAGGAAGCCAUAAUUACUGUCCGAGCAUCAUGAAACAUUUUCAGAAGAUUUUUCCCAAUGAUUUCUUGGACAGGUUUGAAAAUGGUUCCAGUCGCUUAAAAAAAUAUGGCCACUAGGGGGGCUGGACAUUUUUUCUUAUAUGGCUUCAUGAAUCUUCAUGGAACUUGGUCAGAAUAUUUGUUUAAAUGAUAUCUAGUAUGUGUAUGAAAGUGUUUCUGGACUGUAGAAAAACGUGGCUGCCAGGAUGUUCACUAGUCAUGAAAGUUGGUAAGAACAUUUUGUUAUCAUGACAUCUUGGGCUGAACAGAACAGGUCAGUUCCUUUGAAUCUCAGGUGAACAACUUUGGGCCUUUCAGGCCCUUUUGUAGUUGCACUUUUUGGGAGAUGAUUUUCUUGACCACAUUCCGAAGUCACCGUGUCCAAAAUUUAUACAUGUACCCACCAACAACACGCAUUGUUCAUUCAUGAUGUUUUAAAAAGGUAUAUAUUGAUAGAAUUAUACUGUUGUAAUGAUAUCUUUCACCAUAACCAUCCUAGAGGCUUAAAAGCACCUUAUAUACCACUGUAGCACCUUUAUUUUAUGGUUAUAAUUUUGAGGUAUCCUAUGAAAAAUCACCUGAAUAUGGUAUACAUGUACACCUUAAAAUGAACACUUCAUUUAGACAGGUAAAUUGUAAUUUGCUAACCAAGGUUGAUGGUGUUGUAUGACAUAUUAUGCACUUGGAGACUUUUGUAAGGCAACACACACUCGCAGACUUAUCUAAUGCAACACUUUUCAAACUUGAAUAUCUCAUUUAUAAGAAGUGAUUUUGGUUGUACAUGUGAUCACUUGUUUGAUGUUGCAUUUAAUAAGACAAACAAUUUAAAAUUGCCAGGAAUCGAAAUGCUGUCUUUUUAGCUCACUUGAGCUUACCGUGCUCACGGUGAGCUUUGUGAUCGCCUUUUGUCCGUCGUGCGUUGUCCGUCGUCCGUUGUGCGACGUCAACAUUUGCCUUGUUCACUCUCUAGAGGCCACAUUUAUUGUCCAAUCUUCAUGAAAUUUGGUCAGAAGAUUGGUUUCAAUGAUAUCUUGGAUGAGUUCGAAAAUGGUUACGUUUGCUUGAAAAACAUGGCUACCAAAGGGGCGGGGCAUUUUUCCUUAUAUGGCUAUAAAUGGCUAUAGCAAAAUCUUGUUAACAAUCUAGAGGCCACAUUUAUUGUCCGAUCCUCAUAAAACUUGGUCAUAAGAUUCAUCCCAAUAAUAUCUUGGACGAGUUUGAAAAUGAUGUCGGUUGGUUGAAAAACAUGGCCGCCAGGAUGCGGGGCAUUUUGCCUUAUAUGGCUAUAGUAAAACCUUGUUAACACUCUGGAAGCGACAUUUAUUUUCAGAUCUUCAUGAAACUUGCUCAGAAGAUUUGUCCCAAUGAUAUCUUGGAUGAGUUUAGAAAUGGUAACCUUUGCUUGAAAAACAUGGCUGCGAAGGGGCGGGGCAUUUUUCCUUAUAUGGCUAUAAAUGGCUAUAAUAAAAUCUUGUUAACACUCUAGAGGCUACAUUUAUCGUCCAAUCUUCAUGAAACUUGGUAAGAAGAUUUAUCCCAAUAAUAUCUUGGACGAUUUCGAAAAUGAUGCCGGUUGGUUGAAAAACAUGGCCGCCAGGGGGCGGGGCUUUUUUCCUUAUAUGGCUAUAGUAAAACCUUGUUAAAACUCUAGAGGCCACAUUUAUUUUCCGAUCUUCAUGAAACUUGCUCAGAAGAUUUGUCCUAAUAAUAUCUUGUUAUCUCAGGUGAGCGACUUUGGGCCUCUUGUUUACACAAAUCUGUGCACUUUGUGUUGUUUAAAUAUAAGGGAGUCUUUAUUCUUUUAAUACUUAUGUCAUAGUAUUCAAUAUUCAGUGAUUCAUUUAUUGAAAACAAGUCUGUAUCUGUCAUUAAUGUUGCAUUUUAUAAUAAUGCUCAUGGAAAUGUUUCUAUUUUAUGAUAAAAUCUUGUAAAUUGAUACCAGCGUGAAAUUUGGGAGGAAAAUCAAAGUUAAACAGGCUGGUCUAUGGCUACCCUAGCUGGCAUUACACUCAUUUCUUCAUGAUGCAACUCAAAUUAUGAACUACCUUACAAACUAUGGUACACUCGCCUAACUCAAUAACUUAAAACUUAUAAUAGGGACCUUUAUUUUGAUUUGUUGAUCUGUUUGAGGUACACACAUUUUAUGGAAAUCUUUUAUCAUACACUUGUGCUGUAUGGAAACUAAAAUAUUGUUUUUGUUUGAUAUUUAGUUGUUAAUUCAUUUACUAGGGUUUUAUUUUUAUUUCAUCUGUCAAGAAAUCCAUUUAUGACAUGUUUCUUGAAUUCAAAAACAAAUGUUUUGCAGCAAAUACUUAACAACAUGAUGCAAAUUAACUCAACGUUCUCAACAAAUGUCUGUUUUCAUUAUGGCUUAAAAAGAAAAUGUCGAUAUGAGAAUUGCUUGUUCAGCAUAACAUUCUCAAGAGAUUAACUACAUUUGAAUUGUCUUAACAUUCACUUUUUAUUUGUUUGCUAACAAAAAGUAAUAAGUAAUAAAUAGUGAACUAAACUCUGGUCAUUUGAAACUACUUGCAGUCAAUAUUUUGAAAUAAACAUAAGUUAGUUGAUUUUAAAUUAUUUGCCACAUUUUUGUUUAACUAAGUUUGUGCAAAUAGGCAUCAUUCCUUCAUUGUAAAGGAUUUUUGUGAAAGCAGCAACAUUUUGUAUAUUAUGUACUACAAAAUGUAGAAAAUUAUUAUAAAUUGUAUCAUUGCAUAUUGCAUGAGGUUGUGGGAUUUAUUUGGAAACAUGUAUAUACAUGCAAAAAUUAGAAGAAUCCUUUGUUUAUAUUGAUUUUCUAUAUUCAUGUGUAUUAAUGGUGCAUACAUGCUGUUUCGGAUAAACGGAAUGUUAUCGGAA
Messenger RNA from Dreissena polymorpha, 9972 nucleotides. RefSeq lists its product as uncharacterized. The transcript is spliced from 9 exons. Gene Ontology annotation, molecular function: zinc ion binding. Bases 132 to 677 code for a protein of 181 amino acids. NCBI's taxonomy places the organism in Eukaryota, Metazoa, Mollusca, Bivalvia, Myida, Dreissenidae. The record is from RefSeq and is a predicted model, not a curated record.